Molecule: messenger RNA, 2205 nt
Organism: Miscanthus lutarioriparius
Lineage: Eukaryota; Viridiplantae; Streptophyta; Magnoliopsida; Poales; Poaceae
Source: the annotation of a GenBank genome assembly
AUGGAAUGCAACAGGGAUGAGGCCCAACGGGCAAAGGAUAUUGCAAAGAAGAAGUUUGAAGCGAGGGACCUGCAGGGUGCCAAGAAAUUCGCUCUCAAAGCUCAAACACUCUUUCCUGAUCUUGAAGGCAUUGCUCAGAUGGUUGCCACCUUUGAUAUCUAUCUUGCUUCGGAGGUGAAGGUUGCUGGGGACAAGGACUGGUACUCUAUCCUUUGUGUUGCCACGACAGCAGAUGACGAAACAAUCAAGAAACGGUACAGGAAGCUGGUUCUUCAGCUCCACCCUGACAAGAACAAGCAAGUCGGUGCUGAGGGUGCUUUCCAGAUGGUCCAAGAGGCGUAUACGGUGCUAAGCGACAAAACUAAGAGAGCGGUAUAUGACCAAAAGAGGAAUGUAAGGGUAUUCCAACAGAGGACAGCUCAAUCAAGUAAGGCAAGUGCGCCUCCUGGUGCGUCUGAUGGCUUCUAUAAUUUCGCAGCUAACGCUGCUGCUGCCUCCAAACCGACAGUAAACAAGCGAACAGCAGGACCGGCAGCACCUGCCGUGCGCCCACGCCCACCUCAACCUCCACCACCAUCUGGACCCACUCCUGCAGCUUCCUCUGCUACCCCUGCACCUGGGGCAAAACCUCCUACAUUUUGGACCUCAUGUAACAAAUGCAAGAUGAACUAUGAGUACCUUAGGGUGUAUCUGGGCCAGCAUCUUCGUUGCCCUAGCUGCCGUGAGCCGUUCCUAGCAAAAGAGGCACCAAUACCACCAACUGGGACUGUGAUACAGGAUUCAAAGAUCAGUGGUGUAAAUCAAAAUGCAAGCACUAACAGAAAUAUGCAGUGGGGUCCAUUUUCAAGGGCUGCUGGUGCAGCUAGUGCCACUGCAUCAUCUGCUGCUGCUGCUCAAGCUGCUAAUGUAGUUCAUCAGACGUAUGAAAAAGUUAGGAGGGAGAGGGAGGAGGCACAAGCAGCAGCAAGAAAGGAAGAGGCUCUUCGGCGGAAGUACAAUCCUCUAAAAAGGCAUGCGAGCAUGUCAGAUGUCUUUAAUCCUGGAACAGGUGAUGUUGCAUCUGGAAAGAAGUUGAAGACUAUGGUUAAAGAUGCUGGAGUUGGUUCUUCAUCUUUCAUACAAGGUCCUGGAGCAAAUUGUUUUAGAGUGCCCGGCGUCAAUGGUGGACCCAAUUGGAAACCCAGGCCUCCAAUCCACAUAAGCUUAGCCAAGGCCACCUCUCAGUUGGAUGUUAGGGGUCUUCUGCUGGGAAAAGCGAAAAGUGGGCUGAGAAACAAGCUAACAGAAAUUAAAAGUAAAACAUCUCAAGUUGCUGCUAGUGGAAAAGCGACCAAGAAACAUGUGGUUAAUGAAAAUGGAAGGGAUAAUGAAGCUCUCGCACCAGAUGAUCCUACUACCAAUAAAGAUGUUCAUGUUGAUCCAAAAGAAAUUGGUUCUAAUACUAGCUCAGAUGCUGAAAAUGAAGAUGAUGACCCCUUGUCUUAUAAUGUUCCUGAUCCUGAUUUCCAUGAUUUUGACAAGGAUCGCAGUGAGGAAUGUUUUCAAAUUGAUCAAAUUUGGGCUACAUAUGAUGACGAAGAUGGUAUGCCUCGUUAUUAUGCGUUUAUUCAGAAAAUUUUUUCCUUGAAACCAUUCAAGCUCAGAAUAAGCUAUCUCGAGUCAAGGACAAAUAGUGAAUUUGGGCCUUUGAAUUGGGUUUCUUCUGGCUUCACAAAGUCAUGUGGGCAUUUCAGGACUGGUAAAUAUGAAACAUGUGAUAUAGUCAACAUGUUUUCACACCAAAUGAAAUGGGAGAAAGGGCCGCGUGGGGUAAUCAAAAUUUAUCCACAGAAAGGUGACAUCUGGGCUAUUUAUCGGAAUUGGUCCCCUGACUGGGAUGAAGAUACUCCAGAUAAUGUGCUCCAUGCCUAUGAUGUGGUUGAGGUACUAGAUAAUUAUGAUGAAGAUCAUGGCAUCUCUGUUAUUCCUUUAGCUAAAGUUGCCGGGUUUCGAACAAUAUUUGAACGCCAUCAGGAUCUGAAUGGUACCAUGAAGAUUCCCAAAGAAGAGAUGUUUCGGUUUUCACAUCAAGUGCCUUUCUACAGGAUGUCAGGUGAAGAAGCUCCAAAUGUCCCCAAAGAUAGCUAUGAGCUUGACCCAGCUGCUAUUAGUAAGGAACUUCUUCAAGGGACCACAGAAACAGUGGAGGCAAAUGGAACUUCCUAA